CUCAAACUCCCUCUCUUCCAUUUUAUACUGUUUUUAAAAAAAACUUAAAAAUAUCAAAAUUCCAUUUUGUUUCCUAGUAAAUAUCGAUUUCAACUUCUAGAUGUAAAAUUAUACACUAUUUUCGUUGUUUCUUUGAUGUUAUCAAAUCUUAUACAACUCAACAUUGUUUUUAUUUUGCUUAUCCGACUUUCUUGUUUGAAUUUCUGGUAAAAGCUUCGAAUGGGGACUCCAACCCCUAAAAUCAAUCGGCUUUUUGCUUCUUCUAGCCCGAAGAUUGGUCCGGAUCCAUCUUUCGAUCUGCAUGCAUUCACUCAAUCUCCUGUUAAGAAAAAUGGAAAACAACAUAUUGUUACCCCCAAGGCUGUUCAACAAAAAAUGGUUACACGAAGCAAAGGCAAACGGAAGGGGAAAGAAAUUUCGCUUGGAAUGUCAAACGAAAUUGGUUCUGAUUCAGAUUUUGAAAAUGAAUUUGCUUCUCCUUCUUCUAAGAAAAAGAAGGUUGACAGUGGUAAAACAUCCAAUCCGAAGAAAGAAAAUGAGUUUCAUAGUGUUUUACAAAAAGAUGUUAAAAAAGGUCAAACAUCAAAGAGAAACCGUGCAAAACCGAAAUUGAAGGUAAAAAGCAAGUAUUUAUUACUUUAAUUGUUGUUUAUGUUCAAAUUAACUGGUAUGAAUUUUGGAUAGAAAAUGGUAUGUAUCAUGUUUAUUUCUGGGUUUAUUAUUGGUGUAUGAAUGUUAUAUUUUUAUGUAUUUUUAUUGUAUAUAAACCUGAGCCAUAUAUGGUAGAUAUAAUUUUGUUAUAUUUUUUGAGUUGAUUGUUCAUCUGCAGUUAAUACAUACACUUUUUAUACACCAAUAAUACAUUCACUGUUAUAAGCUUAUAAUACAUAUACGGUACUAAGCCUAAAAUACAUAUACUUUAAUUGUUGUUUGUGGGCAAAAUAAUUGGUAUGAAUUGUGUUUAGUAAAUGGUAUGUUUCAUUUUUAAACUUGGUUUUUAUUAUUUGUGUAUCAAUGUUGUAUAAUUUAGGUAUUUUUGUUGUAUAUAUACUUGAGCCAUAUAUAACAAACAUAAUUUUUAUAUAUUUUCAGUAUUUGUUCUCUUGUGGUAAUACAUAUUCUUGUCAUACACAUUUAAAAUACAUUCACUGUUGUGUUGUACACAUUUAAGACCUUUUCAGUGUAUUAGAUUUUCUAUUAGUUUUGAUUUUGUUUAGUAAUUUGUUAUUUAUUAUAUAUUUUGGUAAAGAAGGUUCAAACCAGAUUUUGUACUUACACCAACAUCAAAGCUAUUGAGCAUAUAAAGUUGCGAUUAAAGUCUAAGAAGCAAUUGCAGAUGUUUAGGGAGACCCCAUUUGGUCAUUUUCUUGAUUUACCGAAUAUCAAGGUUCACCCACAACUCAUUCGCAGCUUGAUGUAUGCGGAGACUGAUAAUGAUAGAGAUGAUAUGUUUAUCAUCAAGUUGAAUGGAGAAGAGCUCUUUUUUGGCAUAAGAGAGUUUGCCAUUAUUGGUGGUUUGAAAUGCGGCAUGCCGAGUGAAUUUGUUCCGGACCAUAAUUCACCAAAUAGGUUAAUGGAUAGUUACUUUUCCAAUCAACAAAGGGUACUCAGGAGUGAGUUGAUAAGUUUUUAUGAAUGAAGCAUUUGUGUGUGUGAUGAUGAUCUGUUAAAAAUGUCCAUUUUGUAUUUUAUUAGCAUACUCCUAUUCUCAACUGAGCCUUCCAAAUCUUAUGUAUCUAGGCUGCACUUUGACUUAGUUGAGAGUGGUGAAUAUAGGAACUAUCCGUGGGGAAACAAUUGUUUUAACGAAACACUUGCUUUUGUUCGUCACCAAUUGAGUGGUGAUCCAUCGUAUUAUAGGGUUGGGGGCUUUCCACUUGCUUUGCAGGUUUGGUUUUAUGAAUGUUGCUCGAAGGUUGAUCCUUUUGUUGCUACUCGUAUUCGAAACUACAUUCCUCGUAUUCUUAAUUGGCAAACAUCCCAAGAUAUAUUGUACUUUGACUAUCUGAAGAGGGGGAUGUUCAAAACUUAUGGGAAUCAGGUGGUUUUUUCCAACAUCACACCAGCAAACGAUGAAUUGUCACUUCUCACUGAGUUACCAGAUCUGCCACGAUCUGCCACGACCACGUACUACUACAAGUGAUACACCAUUUGUACAUGGUUCUUUGUUUGAGGAAUUGAAGAAUGAGGUUGUAAAUGUUCGUGAAGAUUUGAAACUAUUUCAGAAGAAGGUAGAGGAUGAUUUUAAACAGUUGAAGCAACAGUUGGAUCAAUCAAUAUUGGACAUACUCACAGAGAUCAAGUCUUUACAUGGCAGGCAGACGGAAAAUAAUGAAUAUGAGGGUACUGGAGGUGUGAAGGUUGUAGAUGGAAAAAGAAUUUAUAGUGGUGACCACAAUGACAAGUAUCAUGACAUACAAGCUGAGGUUGAUGAACAAGCGGCUAAGGGUGCGGUUGGUGGGCUUGAUGGAAGUGUGCCAAUAUCUGGUCAAGCUGCAGUAUAUUUGAAGACACAUAGUAAGCUUUUAAUUUCUGGUAAAUUAUAUUUAUGUCCAUAUUUCACAUCCUUAAAUAGAUAUAUCAUAGAUGGUUCAAAAUGUGUAUGUAAUUUUUUUCAGUUAAUAUUUUUAAAACUUUUAUAUCAUUCAUAUUUUUGUAUGAAACGUGUAACUAGUAUGCAUGCUGGGAUUGGUGAAGCAUGUGAUAAUGAUCAAGAUGAUGUAGAAGCAUUGAAGAGUCUACAUGAACAAGAAGAAUUGAAGAUUCAAGUUGGUGUGCAUGAUGGAUUUGAUGGAGCUGGUGAUAAUUGUCUAUUUCAUCAACAAGCCUCAAUGAUUCAUACUGAACAUGUUCCUAAUUUAGAUACUUCUUUAGAUGAUGUGGUUGUUGGAAUUGAUAAAAUGGGUAGUUUGUGCAAUUUUGUCUCCAAAACCCCUACCCUUGAUGACAUUGAAUUGCCUGCAUAUAGCGAGACCCAGAUUGUUGCGAUUGAAAACAGUUACUAUUCUAACAAUGACACUCCUGAACAACAGCCAAGACUCAGAAAGACUGGAAAAUACAAAUCAUCUCCGUAUGUUGGUUUUAGUUCAGCUGGCAGCAGCGUGGGUAAAUCACCUUUAUAUUUCAACAUAAAACAUCCUUUUGUAAAUAACAAUGGAUUAGAAGUUGAUGAUGCACUGCUCAAUGAAUUUACAUCUUGGGUAUAUGCUAAAGUCUCUAAACGGAAGAACAGAAUUUCAGCAUACACUUUAAAGGACAACAAGAUUGUUAAUCCUUAUGAUUUGGGAGUUAAGAAAGUUGACAAAAUGGAGUGGUUCUACAAUGUCAUUCAAAUUGGGAAAGCGUGGGAAGACUCGCAUGUUGAUGUCGUUAUGUAUUACUUGAGGAAAAAAGCAAAGUAUGGUCCAAAUAACCCAGUGAGAUACACAACAACAGAUUGUUUUUUCAUAAAGUGGGUUGAGGCUAUCCACAAGCAGUACAAGGAAUACAAAAAUGAUAAGCGUUUUAUUACUGCUAAGCAUAAUGUGGCAAAAAUUAUUCGUGGGUUUAAAUUGAUUGCAAAUAAUUCUUGGGAUACAGUUGAUAAUGUGCUCAUCCCAGUCAAUAUAAGCGAAGAAUACCAUUGGGUGUUAGUUGUUUUAUGUAUUAAAAGAAGGUGUUUCUAUGUAUAUGAUUCAUUCCCGGCUGGGGCUAUGCAUACUAAUUCAAUUCGAGAAGUUGUUGAAAGGCUGGCCACCAUGAUACCUCUCUUUUUCAAUUGUACUGGAUUUUAUGGGAAAAGAAAUGACAUAAACUGGAUAACGGAACCAGCAUAUGUUGGGAAGAGCUUUGAUGAUCCUUUUGAAUAUGUCUUUGUGGAGCAUUUGCCAUAACAACAUCCGGAGUCUAAUGAUUGUGGGUUAUACACAUGUGCAUUUGCUGAAUAUAUCAGCCAAGGUGUAUUUGAAAUUUCAGAAGAAGAUUUUGAUGCCGCUCUUCAUCGUCGGAGGUAUGGUGCACUGCUGUGUGAUUAUGCAAGAAAAAAGCAGGCUGAUGGAGCUAUUAGUGAGAGUGAAGUAACAGGAAAUGUUACCAGCAGAUUUGGUGGUCCAAAAAUUUGCAAGGAAUUAGUACCUGAAAGGGAGAAAUUGCCGAGACUGAAACGAAAAGUUUAGAAUUCUUAGAAUUAAUGACUAGUUAUUAGUUUGUUGGUUUAAGAAAGAUGAUUUUUGUUGAUGUUGGCCUAAGUAGUUGACUGAUUUUGUUGGUUAAUUAAGUUUGAUUAAUAUGA
Lycium barbarum (goji berry) is the source of this 4270-nucleotide messenger RNA. RefSeq lists its product as uncharacterized. The record is from RefSeq and is a predicted model, not a curated record. The coding region runs from base 2031 to 3872 and encodes 613 amino acids. Lineage: Eukaryota; Viridiplantae; Streptophyta; Magnoliopsida; Solanales; Solanaceae. The transcript is spliced from 10 exons. Gene Ontology annotation, molecular function: cysteine-type peptidase activity. Gene Ontology annotation, biological process: proteolysis.